Messenger RNA from Syzygium oleosum, 1546 nucleotides. Its product is annotated as leucine-rich repeat receptor protein kinase EMS1-like. The record is from RefSeq and is a predicted model, not a curated record. The transcript has a single exon. NCBI's taxonomy places the organism in Eukaryota, Viridiplantae, Streptophyta, Magnoliopsida, Myrtales, Myrtaceae. Gene Ontology annotation, biological process: protein phosphorylation. Gene Ontology annotation, molecular function: ATP binding; protein kinase activity. Bases 167 to 1285 code for a protein of 372 amino acids.
UGACUCAUCUUCCAUGAAGCAACCCCCGUUCACGGCGGCUCUGCUCACUCUUCUUCUUCCUUGCCUCCUUCCUCCCUCCUCAGCCUCGCCUCCGUCGCCAAACUGAACUGAGCAAGACUCCCCAACACAAUCUCUCUUUCACUCUCUCUCUCUCGGCUACUCCGACAUGGACUCCAGCCUCCAAGCAGUCGUCGCCGCCGCCGCCAGCUUCGUCGGCGUCUCCCUCUUCUUCGUCUUCCUCGCCUUCACCUGCAACCGCCGCCGCAAGCGCAACCUUGGCCGCGAGGUCCGGGUCCAGACCCGGUCGAUCUCGAACCCGGAGGAGGAGCUCUCGUCCAUCGCCGUCGACGAGAGCGCCUCCUUCGACCCCAAGCUCCGGAUCUCCAUGGACGAGCUCCGGAAGGCCACCAAGAACUUCCACCCCCGGCAGAUCGUCGGCGACGGCGGCUUCGGCCUCGUCUUCAAGGCCCGCCUCACCAACGGCCGCACCGUCGCCGUCAAGAAGCUCGAGCCCGACGCCUUCCAGGGGUUCCGCGAGUUCCGGGCCGAGAUGGAAACAUUAGGUAAUCUUCAGCACCCGAACAUCGUCACAAUCCUGGGCUACUGUACGUCGAAUUCGGAUAGAGUUUUGGUCUACGAGUUCAUUGAGAGAGGGAGCCUGGACCAGUGGCUGUACGACACGACGGCGUCGCCGGAGAACGGCGACAGCUCGGGGUCGAAGAGGUUGCCCCUGUCGUGGGACACUAGGAUGAAGAUAAUCAAGGGCGUGGCCAGUGGAUUAGCGUAUAUGCACGGACUGCCGACGCCGAUCAUUCACAGAGACAUCAAGGCCAGCAAUGUGCUAUUGGACGCUGAAUUCGAGGCGCACAUCGCUGAUUUUGGGCUGGCGAGGAUGAUCGAGGCCUCGCAAUCCCACGUGUCCACGCAAUUCGCCGGGACCAUGGGGUAUAUGCCGCCGGAGUACAAGGAAGGGUUCACGGCCGCGACCGUGAAGGCCGAUGUGUAUAGCUUCGGAAUUCUGAUGCUCGAGAUCGCGACGGGUCGGAGGCCCAAUUUGCCGGUGAUGGAUAGGGGAAAGGAGGUCGGGCUGGUUGUUUGGGCUCAGAACAUGGUGGCCGAGAAUCGGCAGAUGGAGAUGGUCGAUCCCGCCGUUUCCAGGGACGGCCUGGUCAAAGCCGGUGUGGAGGCGUGCUUCAACAUUGCGUGUAUGUGCACUAGCGAGCUUUCGAAGGAAAGGCCAGGUAUGAGCCGAGUUCUCGAGUUGUUGAAUUCUUCAUUCGGAUGAAAAAUGGCGGAAUUCAUCGAAGGUAUGAUUUCUGCGCCAAAGUUAAACAACCCAGAAAGAGAAGGAAACAAGGUUAAGUUUGUUAGCCAGUAGUCUAGUUCUGGUGGCAAUUAGAGGGUACUCUGUUUGUUGCCUCAAUGAGAAAAUGUGAAUAGCUUUGUAGAGUUGAUUGAGGUCUGAAGCAGGUAAAUGACCUGCAGAUGCAGCUUCUGUAAUUGUUAUAUCGACUAUAUGAGAAUGUAUCUAAAUAGAUUUCGUGGC